AUGUCCUCCUAUUUUGCACACCGUCGUGAUUGUCGUUCGAAGCAGGCGGAGCGGCGUACCAGAAUUGAAAGUCUCCCACCUGCUUAUCAUGAGCCAUUAUCCAGCGCCGACAAGGUCAUCCUCACCAAACCCAUCGCAGAGGUUGUCUCAGGCGUACAAUCCGGCGCUCUCUCUCCUAACGACGUUCUCCUCGCCUAUGGCAAGAAAGCGCUCCGGGCGCACGCGGCCACCAACUGCCUCACCGAAAUCAUGAUCUCGGACGCUGAGCUCUGGGCGCGCGGCUGCAGAAAGCAGGGCCCGCUUGCUGGCGUACCCGUGAGCCUGAAAGACGAGCACGCCGUAGCAGGGUACGACGCAUGCAUCGGGUAUUCUGCGUGGGUCGGCAAACACGCCCCGCGCGAUAGUGCGCUCGUGCGGCUGCUGCGCGACGCGGGGGCGGUGCUGUACGUGAAGACGAACGUGCCGAUCACGAUGUGCUCGUUCGAGUGCACGAACGACCUGUUUGGGCGCACGACGAAUCCACACAAUGCGAACUACGCGCCUGGGGGGUCGAGCGGCGGCGAGGCGGCGCUGCUUGCUUAUGGGGGCUCGCGCGUGGGCGUUGGAUCGGAUGGUGCGGGCUCGGUGCGGGUACCCUCACACUACUCUGGAACGUAUACGAUCAAAGCGUCCUCAUCUCGCUUCCUGAAGUCAGGGAACGGUCCUACAAGUACCCCGGGGCUGGAGGGCGUCUCGGUUGCCUUCUCGCCCAUGGCGAGGACGUUGGCGGACCUGGAGACGUUCUGGCGUGCGGUCAUGAGCAUGAAACCAUGGGAGUACGAUCCAUAUGUGGUACCGAUGCCAUGGCGUGACGUUGAGCUGCCUCCAACGAAACCUGUUCGCUGGGGUGUGAUCUGGGAUGACGGCGUAGUAGCGCCGUCACCUGCGUGUCUGAGGGCUUUACAAGAUGUCGUAUCUGCACUUGAAAGCAACGGGCACGAAGUGGUCGCAAUCGAGCCACCGAGUCUCUUCGAAGGUCUGGAGCUUGGGUCGCAGUUAUUCUACCCUGAUAGCGGGAAGUUGUGCGUGGCGCCAAUGCGUACCGGCGAGUAUCAAGACCCUGGUGUUGAACAAGCUCUGGCAAUGUUCCGCGCGCCACGCUUCAUCAAGCGUCUCUACGCAUGGUAUAUCCGACGCGUUCGGCGGGACCCGCAGUACGCGGCGCUCAUCGAAGAGUGGUUUGACAAAACGGUACCGCAGUACCUUGGGCUGGUCGCGCGGCGCGAGGCCUAUCGCGCGCGCUGGCACGAGUUCUGGCAGAACGAGGGGCUCGACUUCGUGGUUACUGUACCGAACGCGCAUCCUGCUGUCCCGAACGGCGGUAUGUUGGAGGGGUGGAAGUCGUGCACUUAUACGGUGCUCUUCAAUCUGCUCGAUUAUUCUGCAGGCGUGCUACCGGUGACGCAUGUCGACAAGGAGCGCGACGUCCUGCUCAGCGCAUUCAAGCCGAGGAACGCUAUCGAAGCGGGCGCAUAUCGCAUGUACGAUGCCCAGAAAAUGCAUGGGCUGCCCGUUGGGGUGCAGAUAGUGGGGAGGCGCUUCCAAGAAGAAAAGGUGCUCGAAGGCAUGAAAACGGUUGAGCGACUGCUCAGACGGGAAGGGAAGGCGUAUGAGGUCCUAGAGCGGGAUGUCUGA
Postia placenta MAD-698-R-SB12 is the source of this 1674-nucleotide messenger RNA. RefSeq lists its product as hypothetical. NCBI's taxonomy places the organism in Eukaryota, Fungi, Basidiomycota, Agaricomycetes, Polyporales, Adustoporiaceae. The record is from RefSeq and is a predicted model, not a curated record. The transcript has 8 exons. The coding region runs from base 1 to 1674 and encodes 557 amino acids.